AUGGUAGAAGGCGGUCUAGGUCUGCAUCAUAUGAAAAUAAGCACCGUAAGAGUGGUGAAAGAAGGUGAGCCUUGUGAUGAGAGAGAGGAGUCAAAAUUUAGGGAAAGAAGUAGAUCCAGGUCUACUGAUGGAGAAGUUCAUAGAAGGAUCUCUUCACAAGUAAUAGAUGAAACUAAAUUCGAGAAUAAAAAACAUUCAAGUUCAAAAUUUGUUGAAGAUGAUCUUGAGUACACCAAAGCUAAGCAUGAUGGCAAGAAAGAAAAACGGAAACAUCGUGAUAGGAGACGCUCUAGAUCAUUAUCUGCAGAACCUGAACCUCGCUCACGUGGCAAGUCCUCUCGCCAAAGAGAGGACAAAAUGAAGGAUAAAAACAGAAGACGUUCAAGAUCAAAAUCCCCAGAAGGCAAAGACAAAAGAAAAGAUGGUGGAGGCACUAUUGAUAAAAUGGACCGCAAUAGCUUAAAGUAUCUAAAAGAUGACGAUGAAAAGAGUAUCAAUAAUUCAACUGAUCUCAGGGAUGGAUCAAAAUGUGAUACAGUCAAGUCAAUCAAAGCUGCAAUGGAUGAAAGGGAACCUGAUAGAUCUGAUGUUGUUGCAGAAAAUUCCAAGAGAAGCUCUAGUUGUGAUCCGGAAACCUUGGAUGGAAACCACAGCAUUGGUGCUGGGCCUGAAAGCUCAAUUGCGCUAGAAGGCAGGGACAAUCAAGAUUCUAGCCAACAUGCAGCUCAUCGUAAAUCUUUAACUGGAGCUACGCGUGCCCUAGAUGAGGAUUAUGUUGAUGAGAAGCCAUAUGGGCAGUAG
Messenger RNA from Beta vulgaris subsp. vulgaris (sugar beet), 801 nucleotides. RefSeq lists its product as hypothetical. The coding region runs from base 1 to 801 and encodes 266 amino acids. NCBI's taxonomy places the organism in Eukaryota, Viridiplantae, Streptophyta, Magnoliopsida, Caryophyllales, Amaranthaceae. The transcript is spliced from 3 exons. The record is from RefSeq and is a predicted model, not a curated record.